AACACACGCAUCAGCCUCGGUGCGCUCGUCAGUGUGGCGCGCGCGCGGCUUAGAGCCCGAGCACUUCCGGUCAGAUUAAACACUAACCUGAGUGUGUGUGUGUGUGUGUGUGUGUGUGUGUGAUCGUUACAGAUCUUUAUUUUAAACACGCUGUUCGGUCUGUCUCACAUUUCCGCGCGCGGGUGUGUGUGUGUGUGUGUGUGUGUGUGCUCGAGUCAGUCAGUGUGAACAUGUCCGGUACCGGAGACCCGCACGGAGAGGAGCGCGAGCCGUGUUUCGGUCGGGUGCGCGAGGAGGAGGAGGAGGUGAUGAAGGCGCCUAAACCGACCUGUCCCGGUGCUGAUGCGCAUGGAGGAGCCGGCGUUACCAUGGAAACUGCAUCCCCAGACUUUGUGUCUGAUCUGUUCCUGACCUCCUCCUCUGGGCGCAGUGACCUCUACACCUCCCUUCACUCCUCUAACUCCUCCUCCUCAAACCCGUUCAGCGCCAGCGUUCCUCCCUUCGCCCCUGAGGAUGAUCGUCCUCCUCUCGCUCCUCUGGGGAGCGACUCUGGAAUCGGGAUGACCCCUGGUGACCCCGCUGACCUUCACAGCCAAAAAAGCGAGCCUUACAACUACAUGGAUAUGAGCAACAUCGUUGGUAACCAUGGUAACCCUGGGUCAAAGAAGCAGCCAAUAAGCAGUCACACAGAUGAGGAUGACGAACAUGAUGAAGAUGAUGAGGAUGCAUCCCUGGACUUUGAGACGAAGAUGGAGAAGGAGGCGUUUGAUUUGGGACGCUACCUGGAGAAGAAUUCUGAAGACCUGGCAGUGAAGGGAGACUUGGGAAACACCUUCCCAUUUGUGGAGGACCAAUCAGAUGACGAGUUACUGGAGAACAGACCACGCCCAAGCAGUCCAGUGAAGAUCACUGUGACAGUGGAUUCCUGUAUCCUAGUAACCGAGCAAGUAAGAGGAGUUUCUGAGAGGGAAAGCGUGCUGAGUUUAGGAAAAGAGGGCACACCUACAGUAACACUGUCUGAACCAGAGGAUGACAGCGCUGCUUCAUCUGUCAAUCACUCUCCUAACCACUCCCCGACAGGCAGAGAGUCACCUUCAGACAUCUUGUUCCAGCCUGUUGGGAUGAAGUAUGUGAACAACAGCGCCCUCUACCAGGACAUCAAGGGCCCUGCAAACCCUUCAUCACGAUUUGGGAUGCGAGACAGCGGAGAAUCUGGAGACUCAGAAGUUGAGCCUGAUUCCCCAAGGCGCGAAAAGCAGUUUGGCGUCAGACCUGGCAACCCGUUUGACCCAAGAGCUGCAGGUGUGGAGACAAAUCCAGACAACAAAGGAAAAUCUAACAAUCUGUUUGUGGCGCCUGUAAAUGCAAGGGGGGAAUUUAUCCAACAUGGCAACCCUCCGCUUUAUAGCCUGCUGCGUGAGGAGAGGGAGGCGGAGCUAGACAGCGACCUGCUCAUCGAAUCAGCUUCAGAGGAGAGCCCUAAGAGGGAGCAGGUAGUGAAGUGCACCUUAAAACCGAGCUCCCCUCCGAGCUCACCUCCACCUGUGAGCAGCGCUCUCUCACUCAAUCUGAAACAGAAAGAACAGGAAGUAAAAGAAGAAAAGAAGGAAAAGCCCAACGCGGUCUUGAGCAAAAUAUCCGUUCCUCAGCCACAGGAAGAGAAAACGUUUACCAAAGAAAAGCCUGAUGUGAUGAUGGCCUCUUUUGAACAGCGGCCUCUAGAGGAAGGAGGGUGUAAGAGCACGGUGACUAUUACUGAGGAGAAACGGGAUGUUAAAGAGGCGGAGCUGCUGCUCUUCAUGCCGACCUUCAACAAACAGAAAGUGGUGGAGCUGCUGCACUGGCGGGACAUGAAGCAGACGUCGGUGCUGUUCGGCAGCGUGCUGCUGCUGCUCUUCUCUCUGACUCAGUUCAGCGUGGUGAGUGUGAUGGCGUACCUCGCCCUCGCCGCGCUCUCCACCACCAUCAGCUUCAGAGUCUACAAGUCCGUCCUGCAGGCCGUGCAGAAGACUGACGAUGGACACCCCUUCAAGGCGUACCUGGAGAAGGAGAUCUCUCUCUCCCCUGAGCAGAUCAGUAAAUAUGUGGAGAAGGUGCAGCUGUAUGUGAACUGCACCGUGAAGGAGCUGUGCAGGCUUUUCCUCGUCCAGGACCUCGUCGACUCGUUAAAGUUCGCAGUGUUGAUGUGGUUGCUGACAUACGUUGGCGCGCUGUUUAACGGCCUCACUCUGCUCAUUCUGGCUGUGGUGUGUGUGUUCACCGUGCCGCUGGUCUACGAGAAAUAUCAGAAGCAGAUAGAUCAGUACCUGGGACUCGUCAGAUCGCAGGUGAACUCUGUAAUGACAAAACUAAGGGAGAAGGUUCCUGGAGCCAAGAAGAAGGAUGAAUAAAAUCCCUCCAUCCAGAAGCCCUAAACACGGCGUAGUCAGUAACGAAGGCAGCCCGGCUGCGUCCCAAUCCUGUUUUCGAACACGCCCUCGCUGACUUCCACCCCACCUGCCCCAAUAAUCCCCCCCACAAACACACACACCCCCUCGGCUGCGGGACGCUCUUGCUUCUCACCCUCACCACUGCAGCCUUCAGAAGCACAGAUUACCCAGAAUGCAAGUCUCCAUCAAUCCUAGAGUUUUUUUUUUUUAUCUAGCAAGUACACUUCAUGAGCACUUCUAAGGGGAAGUCAGCGGGGGUGUAUUUAAGGUGUGUGCCGAUAACACGCGACUACGAGUAUUAACUGACACCCUAUCGGGAUUGAUGAUGACAUCACCGCCAUGUUGUGUAUUUUAAUUCCUUCUGGUCACAUGAUUAGCUCUAGCUGUUCCGAUUGGACGAUGAGCCGCGGCGUCGAUGACGAUCCUGGUGUAGAUCGCGGCGGUUAUCGACACACGCCUUAAAAAAAGACGUUACAAUUUAUAAAAAUCUAAAAAUUCACACGAUAAUAAUUAUUAAUGAAACAAACCCCCCGCUAAAAGACGACAGUGUGUGUGUGUGUGUGUGUGUGUGUCUCCAGACACCACAAGCGACAAGUUCUGUUUUGCUAACAGAUCAGACGGUUAAGUUUCAUUUGUGAAUAAAUAGUUUGCUAAGGAAGAAGGUGAAGAUGACGCGGUGUAAUUAACGGUCAAAUCCAAAACACGCGGGAAACAAACGGCGCUAAAUCAUUAAUACCGUCACGAUGUAAACGCGCGAGCGACACAAGCGGCUUUUUCUCUCAGUUUGCUUCAGAUUUAAACGCAUGAACGUCAGUCUUUAGUAAAUAAUAUUAGCUUUCUUUCUAUGCUUUCAUUCUGCAUUGCUUCAAAAACAUCUCACACACACAUACACACACACACACACAACAUGCACACACAACAUACACACACACAACAUGCCUGCUCAGUCGCCGUACAACUGCUUAAAUCACUGCUUACACACACAGGCGCACAUGUAUGAAUAUAAAUAUAUUGUGAAUUAUUUUGUGUGUGUGUGUGUGUUUGCACACAGUAAUUUGAAAGUGUGUUAAAUGUAAUUCUGCUUUUGUAAAGUCAGGAGUGUGUUGAGUUCAGUGUUGUGGACUCUGUAACUGUCUGCACUCAUGUAUUUAUCAGAUGAACAAAAUCCAAUAAAUGUGCUGUAAUGUACAA
Messenger RNA from Clarias gariepinus (North African catfish), 3620 nucleotides. It is a transcript of the gene rtn1a, whose product is annotated as reticulon 1a. The coding region runs from base 231 to 2390 and encodes 719 amino acids. Gene Ontology annotation, cellular component: neuron projection; postsynaptic density. The transcript is spliced from 9 exons. The record is from RefSeq and is a predicted model, not a curated record. Lineage: Eukaryota; Metazoa; Chordata; Actinopteri; Siluriformes; Clariidae. Gene Ontology annotation, biological process: neuron differentiation; brain development; endoplasmic reticulum tubular network formation.